UGAUUAUACAGGUGCAAUUGCUUAUCUUGAAUUUUGUCGUCAAAGUGAAAAAGAAGUAAAAGAUCUUGAUCUUUGGUUAGCAUUUGCAGCAUUUCAUGCUGGUGAUUAUCAAAGAGCAAGUGAUGAAUAUGAAAAUAUUCUCAAAAAAGAUCCACGAAAUGGUGAAGUCUGCAUUUAUCUCGCUUGCGCUUAUUUCAUGUUGGGCAAAUACGAUGAUGCUGAACAUACAGCACUCAAAGGUCCAAAAUCUCCAUUACAAACUCGAGUUUUAUUUCAUGUUGCACAUAAACAAAAUAAUGAAGAAAAACUCAUGAAUUUACACCGACAACUACAAGAUGUGAUUGAAGAUCAAAUGUGUCUUGCUAGUAUGCAUUAUAUGAGAAGUCAUUUUCAAGAAGCACUAGAUAUUUACAAGCGUUACUUAGUUGAAAAUCGUGAAUACUUAGCAUUAAAUGUUUAUGUAGCACUCUGUUACUAUAAACUUGAUUAUUAUGAUAUAUCACAAGAAGUUCUUGACGUUUACUUGAAGAAGAACCCUGAAUCAGCAACAGCAACAAACUUACAAGCUUGUAAUCAGUAUCGAUUGUAUAAUGGAAAGGCAGCUGAAAAUGAUCUCAAACAAUUUCUUGAUAAAAUGAGUACAUCAUUUAAUUAUGCCAAAGAGUUAUUCCGCCAUAAUAUGGUUGUUUUUCAAGGUGGUGAGGGUGCUCUUCAGAUCUUACCACCGUUAGUUGAUGUUAUUCCAGAAGCACGUUUGAAUCUAGUUAUUUAUUAUCUGAAAGAAGAUGAUUUGGAACAUGCAUAUGAAUUAAUGAAGGAUGUUGAACCCUUACAGCCAGCUGAAUAUAUUUUGAAGGGUGUUGUUAAUGCUGCGUAUGGACAAGAACAUAAUUCACGUGAUCAUAUUAAAACGGCUCAAUCAUAUUUUCAAUUAGUUGGCGGUUCAGCGAGUGAAUGCGAUACCAUACCUGGUCGACAAAGUAUGGCUGCAUGUUAUU
Adineta steineri is the source of this 998-nucleotide messenger RNA. Lineage: Eukaryota; Metazoa; Rotifera; Eurotatoria; Adinetida; Adinetidae. The record is from the annotation of a GenBank genome assembly.